AUGUCUGCCAAAGCUGUUCGCGAAUACGACGGAAAGUUGUUGCUUGCCCACUGGCUCCACCGCGUCGCCGUCCCUUCGACCUCCACCGAACCCACCACAGGAUCCAAAUUCAUCCAGCCCACAACCCGUCUGGCCCACAUCUCGAUCGACACGUCGCUCUUGCAGGACAAGGCCCAGUUCGACCAGCAUGUCCGCUCGACCCUCGACCAGCUCGAGGUUUCCCACCCCUGGUUGUUGACCAACAAGCUCGUCGCCAAGCCAGAUCAGUUGAUCAAGCGUCGUGGAAAGUCUGGUCUCUUGUUGUUGAACGCCGACUGGGCGGAUGCUCGUGCUUGGAUUGAGAAGCAUGCCGCCAAGGAUGUUCUUGUCGACUCAGUUCCAGGUGUCCUCAAGACCUUCUUGGUCGAGCCCUUCAUCCCCCACCCCUCCAACACCGAAUACUACAUCUGCAUCAACUCUGACCGUGAUGGCGACAACAUCCUCUUCACCCACGAGGGUGGUAUCGAAGUCGGUGAUGUCGACGCCAAGGCCUUGAAGCUCCAGGUCAAGGUCCAGGACGCCUUCCCUACCACCGAGAGCAUCCGCUCUGUCCUCCUCGUCCACGUCCCCGAGGCCAAGCACGAUGUUCUCGUCGAUUUCAUCUCGCGUCUCUAUGCCGUCUACAUUGACUUGAACUUCACUUACCUCGAGAUCAACCCCUUGGUCGUCUUGGACCCCACUGAGGACGAGCCUGCUCGUGUCUACUACCUCGAUCUUGCUGCUAAGCUCGACCAGACUGCCGAGUUUGAGUCUGGUCCCAAGUGGGCCAUUGCCAGAGCUCCCCAGAACAUUGGCAUUGCUGGUGUUGUCCCCUCGUCUAUUGUCGGUGCUGAUGCUGGACCUGGCAUGGAUUUCCCUGCUCCCUUUGGCCGUGAGUUGACCAAGGAGGAGGCGUAUGUCCAGGAGUUGGAUUCUAAGACCGGUGCUUCGUUGAAGCUUACUAUUCUCAACAAGGAUGGCCGUAUCUGGACCAUGGUUGCCGGAGGUGGUGCCUCUGUCGUUUACAGUGACGCUAUUGCUGCCCUUGGACAGGCCCAUGAGCUCGCCAACUACGGAGAGUACUCUGGUGCCCCCACCGAGACCCAGACCUACGAGUAUGCCAAGACCAUCCUCGACCUCAUGACCCGCUCUGCCGUCCCCCACCCCGAGGGCAAGGUCCUUAUUAUCGGAGGAGGUAUCGCCAACUUCACCAACGUCGCCUCCACCUUCAAGGGUAUCGUCCGCGCCCUCACUGAGUUUAAGCAGCCCCUCAUCGCCCACAAGGUCCGUAUCUUUGUCCGUCGUGGUGGCCCCAACUACCAGGAGGGUCUCCGCUCCAUGCGCCAGCUCGGAGAGUCCCUCGGAGUCGAGAUCCGCGUCUUUGGUCCCGAGACCCACAUCACCGAGAUUGUCCCCCUCGCCUUGACCGGCCAGUCCUCCGACAACCUCGCUGCCACUCCCAACGGCGCCCAGGCCUCGUCUGGCAACCUCUUGCAGGAUCAACUCCUCGGUAACACUAACAGCAACGUCGGUACCCCUGUCCCUACCGCCCCCGUCUCCCGUGCUGGUACCCCUCCUCCCGGCGAGAGAAUGACCUACUUCACCGAUGCUGAGAAGGCUGCCGGUGGUGCCCACGAUUCCAACGUUCCCUUCACCGCCCACACUCGCUCCUUUAUCUACGGUAUGCAGCCCCGUGCUGUCCAGGGAAUGCUCGACUUUGAUUUCAUCUGCAAGCGCGAGGUCCCCUCGGUCGCUGCCAUGAUCUACCCCUUCGGCGGUGCUCACGUUCAAAAGUUCUACUGGGGAACCAAGGAGACCUUGUUGCCCGUCUACACCACCUUGGAGGAGGCCUGCACCAAGUUCCCCGAGGUUGAUACCAUCGUCAACUUUGCCUCUUGCCGCUCGGUCUACCAGUCGACUGUUGAUAUCCUCAAGCAUUCGGACCAGAUCAAGACCGUCUCGAUCAUUGCUGAGGGUGUCCCUGAGCGUCGUGCCCGUCAGAUCCUUUGGGAGGCCAAGGAGAAGAACGUUCUUGUCAUCGGACCAGCCACUGUCGGAGGCAUCAAGCCCGGCUGCUUCAAGAUCGGAAACACUGGUGGUAUGAUGGACAACAUUGUCUCUUCCAAGUUGUACCGCUCUGGUUCGGUCGCCUAUGUCUCCAAGUCUGGAGGAAUGUCGAACGAGUUGAACAACAUCAUCUCGCGCACCACCGACGGUGUCUACGAGGGAGUCGCCAUUGGAGGCGAUCGUUACCCCGGUUCGACUUUCAUCGACCACUUGCUCCGUUAUGAGCGGGAUCCCAACUGCAAGAUGCUCGUCUUGCUCGGAGAGGUCGGAGGUGUGGAGGAGUACAAGGUCUGCGAGGCCAUCAAGAACGGAACUAUUCGCAAGCCCGUCAUUGCCUGGUGCAUUGGUACCUGCGCCAAGAUGUUUGCCACCGAGGUCCAGUUCGGUCACGCCGGUGCCUUGGCUCAGUCCGACUUGGAGACUGCCGAUGCCAAGAACAAGGCCCUCCGCGCCGCCGGUGUUGUCGUUCCCGAUACCUUUGAAAAGCUGCCCUUGGUCCUCAGCCAGACCUUCCAGUCCCUUGUCAAGAAGGGUACUAUUCAACUCAAGCCCGAGCCCGAGACUCCCAAGAUCCCCAUCGACUACUCCUGGGCCCAGGAGUUGGGACUUGUCCGCAAGCCCGCCUCGUUCGUGUCGACCAUUUGCGAUGACCGUGGACAGGAGCUGUUGUACGCCGGCAUGAGAAUCUCGGAUGUUUUCAAGGAGGAUAUCGGUAUCGGAGGAGUUCUUUCGCUCCUUUGGUUCAAGCGUCGUCUUCCCGAGUAUGCCUGCAAGUUCAUCGAGAUGGUCCUCAUGUUGACUGCCGAUCACGGUCCUGCCGUCUCUGGAGCUCACAACACCAUUGUCACUGCCCGUGCCGGCAAGGACCUUGUCUCGUCCCUGUGCGCUGGUCUGUUGACGAUCGGAGACCGUUUCGGAGGCGCCCUCGAUGGUGCCGCCGAGCAGUUUUCGUCCGCCUACGACAAGUCGUUGACCCCCCGCGAGUUCGUCUCGGUUAUGCGCAAGCAGAACAAGUUGAUCCUCGGUAUCGGCCACAAGAUCAAGUCGCGUACCAACCCUGAUCUCCGUGUCGAGAUCAUCAAGGACUAUGCCAAGAAGCACUUCCCCUCGACCCCGGUCCUCGACUAUGCCCUCCAGGUCGAGAACAUCACCACCUCCAAGAAGGACAACCUCAUCCUCAACGUCGAUGGUGCCAUUGGUAUUCUCUUCGUUGAUCUCUUGAGAAACUCUGGCGCCUUUACCCGCGAGGAGGCUGAGGAGUACAUUAAGAUCGGAACCCUCAACGGACUCUUUGUCCUCGGUCGCUCGAUCGGUUUCAUUGGUCAUUACUUGGAUCAGAAGAGGCUCAAGCAGGGUCUUUACCGACACCCUUGGGAUGAUAUCUCGUACCUCACCCCCGGAAACGAGUUGGGCCGCACCGUCGCCUCCCUCGAUUCUAUCAACAAGAAGGCAUAA
Molecule: messenger RNA, 3540 nt
Organism: Linnemannia hyalina
Lineage: Eukaryota; Fungi; Mortierellomycota; Mortierellomycetes; Mortierellales; Mortierellaceae
Source: the annotation of a GenBank genome assembly